Messenger RNA from Eupeodes corollae, 2744 nucleotides. Its product is annotated as leucine-rich repeat and immunoglobulin-like domain-containing nogo receptor-interacting protein 2. Lineage: Eukaryota; Metazoa; Arthropoda; Insecta; Diptera; Syrphidae. Gene Ontology annotation, molecular function: protein binding. The record is from RefSeq and is a predicted model, not a curated record. The transcript is spliced from 8 exons. Bases 593 to 1993 code for a protein of 466 amino acids.
AGAAUUAAAAAACUGAAAUCAGUUUUUGGUACUCUCUCAUUUGUGACGGUUCGGUUUGGUUCGUCGGAUACCCUUGUCUGGCAUUAUUCGUCCACUGUUCACUUUGUGUAUACUUUCUCUUCCUUUGCUGUCUGACUUGUCUGUCUAUAGGUUCGUCUUGCAGGAAUCGUUCGAAGUCGUAAAAACAAAAAGUUGACCAACCGCAUAUUACCUAUUUCCCAGAACCAGGAACACAACUUAAGGAUAUUAACUUCUGUCUUUCUAAAUUCUCAAGUCGUAUCAAGAAAAAAAGUUUAAGGAAAUAAGAAACAAAGCGUAAUUUGACAGUUCGUGUUGUAAAGGUGUGUUCGAUUACAAAAUAGCAAAAAAAAAAGAGAAUAAAAAUAAAAAUGCUUAUCGGGCCAGUGACAGUUCAGAGUUCAAUUUAAUUGAAUUCGUUAUUGGUGCAAAAAAGAAAAGUGAUAACAAAAGUGACAAGUUGUGCUCAUUUUUUAAACGUACAUAAAUCCUUACAGUAUUCUAUUAAUCUUAAAUAAAGUGCAACUGAAGCGCAGAAAACAGCAACAGAAGCAGCAUCAAGAAAAUCACAAUCAUGCAUGUCUACUACAAAUUUGGAUUAUUUCUCAUAUUUAUUGUUUCUAUGAGUAAAAACUUCACUCAAGCAUUUCCAUCAUCAAAUCAAACCAACAGUUCUGAUUAUAAUUAUGAUGGCGAUUAUUAUGAUGAUGUAGAUGAAACCACAACAAAUCAUCCAACAAGUACAACAUAUAAACCAACAAUAAGUAAAAACUUCCUAACAGAUCUGUUCGAUAGCUCAUUCAGUGAUUCAAAUCAAUCAUUGGAUAAAGAAGAAGAUCAACUUCAAAGAACAAAUGAAACACCAAAAUGUCCAAAUAAUUGCAUUUGUCAAAAUUACAAUACAAACGUCAGUUGUUCCGGUAUGGAUUUGACAACCAUUCCAACAGACAUUCCACCAACAGCUGAACGCUUAGAUUUAAGUCAUAACAAAAUAACGGAAAUCCCUGUGGGAGUAUUUAGCAGUAACUCGAAGUUGAAGGAAAUCAAUUUGGAUGGAAAUAUGAUAGCACAUAUUGACAAAGAGGUUUUCAGUAGUCUGCCAAACCUAGACUAUCUAUCUUUAGCUAACAACAAACUGACAGAUGUAGCAGCAGACACCUUCACUGAAGCAUCUGAGCUGAGAGUUCUAAACCUGAGUAAUAAUUCAAUAGUUUUGCCCACAGAAGGUUCAUUUCUAAAUCAGCCGGUGCUGAGAGAGCUUUUACUAAGAAACUCAAGUCUCACUGAACUUUACGAUGAGACAUUUUCUAAUCUGAGUGGUUUGCAUGUACUCAAAAUGGACGGAAACUCAUUUAAUAAGAAAAUCAAUACUCUAGCUUUUCAACCUUUGAAAGAACUCAUCAAAUUAAAAUUACCCGAACUCCAUCAAGAUAAUAUAGAAGAGCUCUGUAAUGUUUUAAAAGCAAUAGAUAAUAUAAGUCUUAAACGCUUCGAUAUUAGCUGCUUCCAGCUAGUCAAUGGAGAUACCUUUAAUCAGAGCUUAAUCUUUGUCACAGAUGCGCCAUCUUUAAUUCCAACAAAAACUACAGCUUCUACUACUUCCAAGCCCACUAUGAAGUCUGUCAACGCAUCAGCUGUGGCUAUGGAUGUGAUGACGAAUGCCAAUUUGUCAGAGUUAGAGCCAUCCAGUGACGGAGGUGCCGCAGCCAUGGAAGGAACUGAGCUUCCACACAUACUCGCCACCACGGCUUCGUCGUCAACUGAGAAGGCAGCAUAUCAGGUGCCUAUUUCUCAGGAAGCCAUAAAUUACGCCCUGAUAAGUAUCAUCGUAAUUGCCGUCAUUGGCCUAAUUAUCGGGUUCAUUUGUCGAAAAGACUUUGGAGGAAUAAAGACAAAGUGCUGUAGAACGCGGAAACCACCGCCGGGGGACCAAGUGAGGCCAGCUGAAGAAAUUCCAUUGAAUAAAAUUGGAUAAGCUAAAGAAACAGUCUGGCCGACAAAAACCGAACAGCAAAGGAAAAUUUAAAAAAACAAGUCUAUUGUAAGAUAUAGGCACAAUUAUUUAAUUAAGUAUUUUUGUUUUUUCUUUCUCUGCAAAAGGACCAAUAUUGCAACCAACAAGAACAGAAAUCAGAAAAAUCAUAUUUGUUAAUGUAUUUAUUAAAUUAAAACGUUUUUUUAAGUAUUUGCAUCUUUUGUUAUAUAAUAUGUAGGUCAUAUGUCAAAUUCCUUAAUUUAAAGUUUGUUAUUUAAAGAAAAUGGUUUGUUCUUCAUGUUUAAUGAAUUAUAUCAAAAUGCUAAUAAAUUGCCAAUAGUUUUGUUUUUGUUAAAGAAAUAAUAAUAUUGAAAUAGUUUAAUUAUUUAAGAGAAUAUUCUUUUAAACAGCCAAUUAUAUUGUGUUCCAUAAUGAAAAAUAUGUAUGUUUACAAUAUUGAGAAGUUUGUUAUUACUUUUUUGUUUCUUAAAUUAUGUGUUUAGUGUGUAGAAGAAGAUUAAUUUAAUUAUUAAGGAAUAUUUAUAAGUUUAAGAUGCCUAGUCCUAAAUAAGUUUAUAUCAAUGUAGGAUGUGCUCGCAGCAAUUUACUUCCACUAUAAGUUGUUAUACACAAAAUUCAAACAAAAACAAAAAUAGAAUUCCUUGUUGGAAUGCACAAAACCAACAAAAUUUUUUGACAUUUAAUAAUUAUUAAAUAAAUAUAAAAUUGAUAUUGAGAUGGUUUAAAGAAA